This is a messenger RNA of Dendrobium catenatum, 2264 nucleotides long. RefSeq names its product plant UBX domain-containing protein 8. Gene Ontology annotation, molecular function: ubiquitin binding. The coding region runs from base 155 to 1975 and encodes 606 amino acids. Lineage: Eukaryota; Viridiplantae; Streptophyta; Magnoliopsida; Asparagales; Orchidaceae. The record is from RefSeq and is a predicted model, not a curated record. The transcript has 11 exons.
AAGCAUUUAGGAAAUCAGAAAUUUCACUUUUCUAGCUUUUCGCUUCUCCUUGGAGCCGAGACUCUCUUUGUCUCUCUCCUCCACCACCCCGUUCUCUCUCUCAUCUCGAGAAGAGAAUCAAGGCAAAACCCUAGCACGGUUACGAGCACGGAAAAUGGACAGACCGGCGCAGGAUGCAAUCGAUAUGUUUAUGAGCAUCACCGGCACAUCGAAGGCCGUGGCUGUGCAGAAGCUUGAGGAAUUUGGUGGCGAUCUAAAUGCAGCUGUAAAUUCACACUUCAAUCAAGGCGAUAAUAUGAAUUCUAGCACGGUGGCUAUUCCUGCACCUCGUAGUGAUUUAAUGGAUAUAGAUGAUCCUUUUAGUAUUGCGACUGCUGCCCCUGCACUUCCACCAUUUCCUGCUAUUCGAAGGCUGAACCCAUUUUCAAUUCUUGAAUCACAUUUUGGACGGAGUCUUUUUGAUGGUGGUACUCCAGAUUUUGCUAAUGAAGCUCCACGGGUUUCGCACCCUAGGGAUGUGAGGGAGAUUCCAAUUGAGUUCAAGGAUGAGAUUUCUCACUCAGGUUCUUCUGGCAGUGGACCAAAAAUUGAGGAUGUUACUGGAAAUGUUUCUGCAAAUGAAACUGUGGUUCAUGGAACUGUAAUUAUUGAUGAUGAGGAUGAGGAUCUUUCAAUUCUUCCAGCUGAUCUUGGUGCUAACCACUCUGUUGGUGUUUCUGCUAGAAGACAGCCUACAACAAAUGCCACCCCUUUGGCUGAUGUGACUGACUAUACCGAUGAUAUAGAAGAAGAAAUGAUACAAGCUGCAAUUGAAGCUUCAAAGAGGGAGGCUGAGGAAUAUGGAAAACAGCAGUAUGAUGUUUCAGAUAGCGUACCUAAUCCAAAACUGAACCAGGAUUCAUUUGUUUUGGAUGAUUCCGACCUUGCUCAUGCGGUCUCUUUGUCCCUGAAGACCGCAGAAAGAGAGAGUGUACUACGUGCUCAUGGUUUGGCUAUUGGUGAGCAGUCUUCCAAUGCAUCCGACAGCAGGCCAGAAAAUUUUAGAAGACUGCGCGUAGCAAAUGGGAGGCAAAGGAUUGAGAGAUCAAAAUCUCAAACUUCUAAUCAAUCAAACAUGGAAGAAGGAGAUCCGUCAUUUGAAGAUGAAGUUGAUGAUGCAGAUGAAGAGCCACUGGUUAGGCACCGUUCUAUACCUGCUACUUCUGGAAAUGCUCCUCGGCAGAUAAUAUUAAGUCCUCCAUCAAGUCCACAACGACAGGAAGUUACUAGACAUGCUCAGAAUAAUGGAGACGCAUUCCAGUCAGAUGAGUGGGGUGGCAUCUCGUCUGAAGAGCAUGAUGAAGCUGUCAUGCUUGAGGCCGCAAUUUUUGGGGGGAUUCCUGAAGGAACUUCGUAUCAUUUUGAAUAUCCUCGUCAUCAAGUUAUGCCAAGUAAUUACGAUAGUGCACCUCAUGCACCAUCUCCAAGACUAGCUGAACAGCGAAUGCUAAGAGAGCAGCAGGAUGAUGAAUAUUUUGCAUCACUGCAAGCAGAUAGAGAAAAAGAGUUAAAAGCCAUGCAAGAGACUGAAAAACGCAGAUUGGAAGAGGCAGCUGCCGUAGAAGCUGCUUUCAAGAGGGAAAAGCAUCAAGAGGAAGAAGCUUAUAGGAAGCAGCUUGAAGAAGAGGAAUUUGAAAGGAAACUUGCUGCAAAACAAGCAUCUCUUCCUCAGGAACCUUCCGUUGACAAUGAAAAUUCAGUUACACUUCUAAUUCGUAUGCCUGAUGGUAGUCGUUGUGGAAGACGUUUUUUGAAGUCUGACAAGCUGCAGUUACUUUUUGAUUACCUAGAUGUUGGAAGAUUGGUGAAGCCCGAUAGUUAUAGAUUGGUGAGGCCCUAUCCUCGCCGUUCCUUCACAGAUGAAGAAAGCCAGUUAUCUCUAAGCGAACUUGGCCUGACAAGCAAACAAGAAGCUUUGUUCCUGGAGCUAAUAUAAUCCCUCUCUGCCAUCUUUUGAAUGAUUAUAUUUAUUUUCUUUUAGACCGAAAACUGUUUUCCAAAUCCAAUGUUCUGAAGAUAGAAACGUCAUAUAGAGAAAUUAGCUGAUGCUUCCUCUGUGGAGGAAAAAAAUGGCUGUUCUACCUCCACUUGAUAGACUUUCACUGUGUUUUUUUCUUUUUUUCUUCUCUGUUUAUUGUCAUAUUUGUGUGUUAUAAGUUGGCUCUUUUGCUUCAGGAGAUUUAAAAGAAACAUAGAAAAGCUUCUCGCUCUGCUAUUUCUUGUUC